Molecule: messenger RNA, 2901 nt
Organism: Synchiropus splendidus (mandarinfish)
Lineage: Eukaryota; Metazoa; Chordata; Actinopteri; Syngnathiformes; Callionymidae
Gene: pnisr
Product: PNN-interacting serine/arginine-rich protein
Exons: 12
Coding region: 184-2631 (815 amino acids)
Cellular component (GO): presynaptic active zone; nuclear speck
Molecular function (GO): RNA binding
Source: RefSeq, a predicted model, not a curated record
GGAUCUUGUCGAUUAUACCUCCGCGCAUCUGGUCAGCGGCCAACUGGAGUCGCCGGUGGAGCAGGAGUGAACCCGGGGAGCCUCGACUUCCUCCCCGCAGCUUGAGCAGAACAGAGCAGCCAUUUUGAAGGAAGCUCCGCCGAUGAACGCUAUCUGGAGAAGGUCUAAUUUUAGUGGGUAAAGAUGUGGGACCAGGGAGGGCAGCCCUGGCCGCAGUGGCCUUUGAGUCAGCAGCAGUGGAUGCAGUCCUUUCAGCACCAACAAGACCCAGGUCAAGUGGACUGGGCCGCCCUGGCACAAGCGUGGAUAGCCCAGAAAGAGACAACUGGACCCGAGCCACCAAUUGUCCAGCCGAACGGCCAGGAGAUCCCAGGCAUUGAAUCUGGUGGACAGAGCAACCAUGGGACUUUCCAAGGUGACCCCCCGUUCGGAAGAAUGUGGCAGCCAGAGUGGGGAAUGCAUAACCAGCCCCCACCACCACCCCCUCCUCAAGAGCAGCCCUGGAUCCCUCCCGGAUCAGGACCGAUGGAUGUGGUGAACCCCAGCGAAGACAGCAACAGCCAGGACAGCACAGAGUUCACCGCUGAAUCCCGCCAUGGGGUUUACCCCCAGAACAGCCAUGGGUAUGGGGCACAGCCCGACAGCUACGCCAUGGCCCCCAUGGCCGUAAACCAGUUUGAUUAUCAGCAUGGUGCUGCUCCUUCCUUUCCUCCAACACCUACAGGAUUUCAACCCCCAUAUUGGCAAGGCCCCCCUCAAAACAGACGCGAUGCCAGACCACCUGGUUUCAGGGAUCGGCCUAGAUCUCCACUCCAGCUCCCUGUUAAGCAGGAGACGCCAGCGCCGCUGGAUGCCGUGAAAAGGCGAACCUUACCUGCCUGGAUCAGAGAGGGUCUUGAAAAAAUGGACAGAGAAAAACAAAGGAAAAUCGAGAGGGAGCAGAUGGAGAGGGAGCGAGCUGAAAUGGCAAAGGAUGAGAAAGCACACGAGAUGGGCAACGGAGGAGGCGGGCCUCACGUGCCCCGCAAGAGCAAAUUUGACAGUGAUGAUGAAGGGAAUGAAGAAGACGACAAGCCAACUCUGAAAAAAGAACAUACUACUCGUAGUCCAUCUCCUCGCGCAGAAGACAGUGAACCUGAAAUGACUGAGGAGGAAAAGGAAUUCCAGUUGAUGGUGAUCACCAAAACCCUUCUGACGGAGAUCCUCUUAGAAGUCACCAAUGAAGAGAUCCAGCAGGUGGCAAAAGAGUCGCACCGUAAAGCCACUCGAGCUCCUGCAAAACAGCUGGCACAGUCAAGUGCAUUGGCUUCUCUGACCGGUCUCAGCGGCCUGGGCGACUACGGUUCAGAGGAGAGCGAGAACGAGGAUGAACGCAGUGUCCGUGGGUCAGACUCUUCUGACACCGAUGAGGAGGAGUUGCGCCUUCGCAUCCGCCAGAAGCAGGACGCCUUCCGCCGAAAAGAGCGGGAGAUGCUGCAGCACCAGGAGAAGCAAGCACAAGAAGCCUUACUUGCAAAAGAGGAGAUGUCAAAGGAAUGGUUGAAAAGAGAACAGGGGGAGUAUGAGGAGAUGAAGACAGAGAAUUCUCACAAACAGGAUGUAAAGGAUAGGGAGGCGGAGCCCGUGCUAGAGAGGCGCAGAUCUCGUACUGAGAUGGACCUUAGUGAAGACCGACCGUCAGGUCGAGGGAAGGAGAGAUCAGGACGUAAUGGCAGUAACUCUCCAGCAAACGGUCACAGCAGUAGCUCCCACUCCACCUCCAGUCAUAGCAGCAGCCGUUCUUCCUCCUCAUCCUCAUCCUCUUCAAGGUCUUCCCGCAGCUCCUCUAGGUCGUCUUCUCCACAGAGAAAGAGGCGGCGUAGCAGUUCCUCCUCUCGCAAGGCUCAACGACGGAGCCGUAGUCGCAGCUCCCAUAGGACUCGCGGUGAGAAAGGCAGGGAUAGGAGGAGGAGCUCUGAGAGAUCCAGCCACCGAAAGAGAGACCGAAGUGAUUCCAGAGAACACCGGAGACGGAGGAGCAGAUCUCGAUCGAGAGAGAGGGAUCGGGGCCGAGCCCGGGCUAGAGACAGCCAUAGUCUCAGUAGGGACAGAGAGAGGGAAAAAGACAGGGAUAGAGAGAGGAAAAGAAGCAGGGAGCACCGGGACAGCAGUCACAGCCGAAGCGGCAAACACAAGCAGAAAGCCUCUAGCAAGGAGAGGAAGAGAGAAAGGAGCCGUAGUCAUGAAAAAGACAAGAAGAGGAAAGAGAAAGAACGGGAAAAAGAGUCUGAUAAAAAGAGAGAAAAGGCAAAGGGCAAAGACAAGAGCAGCUCUGUAGGUGCAGAUGAAAAUGGCAAAUCCAAGAAAAGGAAGGAGAGCGACUCGCACGACUCUCAGAGCGAAAAGCACUCCCGGCACGACAGCAAGUCUAACAAGAAGGGCUCCGCCAAGGUUAGCAAAACACACUCCGACUCCGAGUCAAGCAGAUCCCCAACUCCCGAGGUUAGCAAGGAAAAAAAAUCCAAGAAAUCCAAACGUAGCCGUUCAAGGUCGACGGAAAAAUCUCACAAGUCUGGUAAGAAGGCAAGCCGCAAACACAAGUCUAAGUCGCGAUCAAGGUCAAUUUCGCCCUCCCGCAGGAGCCGACGCUGAGCAGCACAGUCGCCUCUGUGCUCUUUUUAAAUUCCAUGAGUUGAGCAGGCUUGUCUCAUUAUAGAGGCAGUUGUGUAGGUGAACCACCCUCUUACAUUUUUCUUUCUUCUUUUUGUAAAUAUGUUGUUUGUAACGUGUGACUUAAGACGAACCACACUGCACAGCUUGAAUAGACUCGGCGGAAACACAAGGAUCUGAUAAAUAAUUUUAAAGCUGAACAAGAUUUUCCAAGUGAUAUUGUAAGAUGACCAAUAAAACUGUUUGUCCUUG